Messenger RNA from Sapajus apella (tufted capuchin), 1279 nucleotides. RefSeq names its product G-patch domain containing 11 (gene GPATCH11). Gene Ontology annotation, molecular function: nucleic acid binding. The coding region runs from base 163 to 954 and encodes 263 amino acids. The transcript is spliced from 9 exons. NCBI's taxonomy places the organism in Eukaryota, Metazoa, Chordata, Mammalia, Primates, Cebidae. Gene Ontology annotation, cellular component: kinetochore. The record is from RefSeq and is a predicted model, not a curated record.
CUCCUAGCCCCGUCUACCGCCAAGUUUCCAAUUCAGUCUGCGCUCGGAAACUGGUGGGAGCCGAGGCCCGGAAGUCCGACGCUGGUCCGUGGGCGCCUGCGCAGCGCGCGCUCCCGGGAGCUGAACCAGGGCGAGCACAGAGCUGUCAGAUACUAUAGCCAUAUGAAGUUGAACAUGGCAGAAGAAGAGGACUAUAUGUCUGAUUCCUUCAUUAAUGUCCAAGAAGAUAUCAGACCAGGAUUGCCAAUGCUAAGGCAAAUCCGAGAAGCCCGUCGAAAAGAAGAAAAGCAACAGGAAGCUAAUUUGAAAAACAGGCAGAAGAGUUUAAAAGAAGAAGAACAAGAAAGACGUGACAUUGGGUUGAAGAAUGCACUAGGCUGUGAAAACAAAGGGUUUGCCUUGCUCCAAAAGAUGGGCUACAAAAGUGGACAGGCACUUGGCAAGAGUGGGGGUGGUAUUGUUGAACCAAUUCCUCUCAAUAUCAAAACAGGGAAAAGUGGCAUUGGUCACGAGGCAUCAUUAAAACGGAAAGCAGAGGAAAAAUUAGAAAGCUACAGAAAAAAGAUUCACAUGAAAAACCAAGCUGAAGAAAAAGCUGCAGAACAGUUUCGACUGCGACUUAAAAAUAAGCAAGAUGAAAUGAAGCUAGAAGGAGAUCUCAGAAGAAGCCAGCGAGCCUGUCAACAAUUGGAUGCCCAGAAAAAUAUUCAGGUUCCCAGGGAAGCAUGGUACUGGUUGCGGCUUGAAGAGGAGACUGAAGAAGAUGAAGAAGAAAAAGAAGAGGAUGAAGAUGAAUAUAAGAGUGAAGAUUUAAGUGUACUGGAAAAAUUACAAAUAUUGACUAGUUAUUUAAGAGAAGAACAUCUGUAUUGUAUUUGGUGUGGAACAGCCUAUGAAGAUAAAGAAGACCUAUCUUCAAAUUGUCCAGGACCAACUUCUGCAGAUCAUGACUAAGCUCAUUCCCAAUAAAGUGGAAACUUGAAAAAUGUUGUUAUUUCCUAGGGAUAGACAGUUCAGCAGUUAGAAAUCCCGCAUUUUUUAUGCCAGUAAAGAAAGAGGGACUUUAUAUAAUGUUUUGUUCUUUUUGUACUUUAGAAUAUGAGUGUUCACUGACUUGAAAAAAAUAAUGCAAUGCCAUUUCAGAACACAAGUAUCAUAGAGAUGGACAGUUACAAUUUAUUGCUGUAUUUUGAUACCUGAGCGGUUGAAGGACCAACAGGUAACUCUCUUAUUCCCCUUUCACUUUGGAACAAAUUGAGAAAUAAGAAAUGGGAGUCAG